Molecule: messenger RNA, 2662 nt
Organism: Clupea harengus (Atlantic herring)
Lineage: Eukaryota; Metazoa; Chordata; Actinopteri; Clupeiformes; Clupeidae
Gene: slc35d1a
Product: solute carrier family 35 member D1a
Source: RefSeq, a predicted model, not a curated record
AAUCGUAGCUACGUAAAUCUGUGUGGUAUUUUGGCGGAAGUUCAGAGACGUCAGCAUGGAGAAGAGGAAAGCCGAGAGAGAGGCAAUGCUUUCAGAGAGAUGAGGCAUCUAGGAUGGCGGACGAAUCGCUCACGUUGUAUUUAAAGCUUUUCGCCGCUGGAUUUUAUGGAAUUAGCUCCUUUCUCAUCGUUGUCAUCAACAAAAGUGUCCUGACACAUUACGGAUUUCCUUCUUCAAUAUGCGUUGGGAUAGGUCAGAUGCUGGCCACAGUGGUCGUAUUACGGGUGGGAAAGGUCCUACGGGUGAUCACCUUCCCCGAUUUCGAUCGAAGUAUACCUCGGAAGACAUUUCCUCUACCUCUUCUUUAUGUGGGGAAUCAAAUAACUGGACUCUUUGGAACAAAAAGGCUGAAUCUGCCCAUGUUUACAGUCCUGAGGAGGUUUUCCAUUCUCUUCACAAUGCUCGCCGAGGGCUUUCUUCUGAAGAAGAAAUUUUCUCGAUCUGUUCAGCUCACAGUAUUUACUAUGAUUCUGGGGGCUUUUGUAGCUGCAAGCGCUGACCUGUCAUUUGACUUGGAAGGAUAUGUGUUCAUUCUGAUGAAUGAUGUCUUGACAGCAGUCAAUGGAGCGUUUGUAAAACAGAAGCUUGACUCAAAGGAGCUGGGAAAGUAUGGCCUGCUGUACUACAAUGCUUUAUUUAUGAUCCUGCCAACCCUUCUUCUGGCUCAUGUCACUGGAGAUAUUGACAAGGCUUUGGACUUCACGGAAUGGUCAGAUGCCCUAUUUGUCGGUCAGUUUGUUAUGUCUUGUAUCAUGGGGUUCGUCCUAAUGUAUUCCACAGUACUGUGUACACAAUACAACUCUGCACUAACAACAACCAUCGUUGGUUGUGUAAAGAACAUAUUAGUGACCUACAUCGGAAUGGUGUUUGGCGGGGACUACAUUUUCUCAUGGACCAACUUCAUUGGUCUGAACAUAAGCAUUGCAGGCAGCCUGAUUUACUCAUACAUGACUUUUACUGAAGAACAUAGCAGCAAGCCGAGUGAAAGUGCUGGAAAGCUGGACGCAAAGGGGAAGACAGCUGUGUGAUAUACACUGGAGGACUUCUUUACUAUGGCACAGUGUAUGCAUGUCUCCUCCUCUUCUCCUAUUUCCCCUCUUUCGGGUGUGUGUGUGCGCGCUAUCGGCAUUGCUGAGUAACAUGCCCAUUGCUGUCAGCAUGGAUCACGGCAAUUCAAAGAAAUGACACCCAUCUGCUAAUACUGCCAGAUACUCUGGAAGACAUGAACUGUCUCCACAAACAGAUUCAUUUGGUCACUGUUGUUGGGCCACUGUUCUUGCUGUCUGUUAAAAACAACACAGGAGAAUGGUUUUUAGACAUGUGUUUUUCUUUGUCCUCUCAGGCUUUUAUUCUGUUUUUUUUUAUUGUUACAUGAGAUUAAUAUUUUAAAUAGGUUUUAUUAUUUUCUGUUUGUUUGAACCUGUCAUUGCUAUUUAAAAGGGAGACACUGUGCUGUGUCCUGUUGGGAUUGUCAUGUUUGCGGUAACCAGUCACCAAAGGGCUUGAAUUCUUUCUCUGUGACGUCUAUAUGGAAAAACCCUUCAAGUCCUGAUCAGCUGGAAUUUGAGUUCGUCACAUCUGUCUGUCUGUGCAAAUACGUGAACAAGAAUGUUCUUGAUAAUCUGUUCUGAGAUUAGCUGUUCAAGAAGUUGAACGUUUGUUCAGAACUCCUCAAAAUAUCAUCUUCGGUUUUAGGACAAAUACAUCAUGACAUUUUGAUGGGAGCUGUACCCUGAUUCUUUUUUUGUGCUUAUUUUUAAAAAUGUAUAUAUAUGGAGAAGUAACGUGCAGUUGGCCUAUGUUUUAUUUUAUUUUAUUUUAUUUUAUUGGUAUUCUUGAGUGUUCUGUUUUAUUUUGGUACAACAUGGUCUGUUAAUUGCACUUUUACAGUUUACAGAAUCUUAGGUGAGUGUUUUUGUAGUUGUGUGACGUUGGAAAGGGUAAAUAAAUGUAUAUUUAGACUUGCCUUAACCUGUAGCAACACUUGGGAGGCGUUGAAAGGGUACUUUGUCUCAACCAUGAUGUGACCAUAUUUAUACAGUACUUAUGGAAUGUAAUCAAUGCAUUUGACUCCUAAUCCAAGACUCCAUCCCAAACUCCUAAAUCCAGUUAGCAAUUGUCAUAAACUGGCUACAACUUUUUGGAAUUGGAUGAGGCCUACCAGUGUUAGUUUUCAUACAUUUGUAGUCUUUCAAUGUAUUCAGUAUGUCUGAUUUUAAGUGAUGUUAAGGCUGGGCACAUGGUACAGAAUUUGUUCAGAUUACUUGAACUUCAUGUCAUGUUUGUAAUGAUGUGCUGAAUCUGCACAGUCUGUUGAAAAUAGUGCCCUGAAGAGAGGCCUGCUUUUAACAGUUGACCAGAUUUUGUAUGUGGAACAAAAACCUGGCCUUGGUUUAUUCCUUUUUUUUUUUUUCUUUUUUUUUUUUACAAAGAUCUUUCUUUUUGUAUAGAGAUCUUUUUAUAUUGUGCGUUGAAUGGAGUGCACUGUUCCGUUUAUCCCUACGUGAUGACAUGUCGAUCUGACUGUAUGCACAGACUCAGUAGAACUUUAUUAUAAUGGAACAUGUGUACAGUACUGAAGUAAAAUACCUCAGUAACACGA